This is a messenger RNA of Rhododendron vialii, 722 nucleotides long. RefSeq lists its product as uncharacterized. The transcript is spliced from 2 exons. The record is from RefSeq and is a predicted model, not a curated record. Lineage: Eukaryota; Viridiplantae; Streptophyta; Magnoliopsida; Ericales; Ericaceae. Bases 145 to 483 code for a protein of 112 amino acids.
CACACCAACACAAAAGGAAAAGGCCCAAAGCCCACAAAACAUCAAUCUCAUUCAUGUAAUCCUCUCUCUCUCUCUCUCUCUCUCUCUCUCUCUCUCUCUCCCCUUGCAUGCAAAUCUCAUUUCACUUCAUUUUCUUCUUCUUUCAUGGCAUCACCCACCGAACCAUGUUCGAGUACUCCCAGCCUCAGUAUCAUAGUCGAAAGCAAUCCAUCCAAUUCGCGGUUAUCCGAAUUGGGUAUUAAGUCAUGGCCAAAGUGGGGUUGUCCUCCUGGGAUAUACAAACUGAAGUUCGAUGCAGAAGAGACAUGUUAUCUGGUUAAGGGAAAGGUUAAAGCCUACCCAAAAGGAUCAAAGGAAUGUGUCGAGUUUGGCGCAGGAGACGUUGUGGUUAUCCCCAAGGGACUUAGUUGCACCUGGGAUAUCUCUGUUGCUGUUGACAAAUACUACAAGUUUGAAUCUUCAUCCUCAUCAUCAACUUCUUAGAUUCCCAACAAAAUGGAUUACCCAGUCGACGUUUGUAAAAGAGGCCUCUUCGAAAUGUUCGUUGUCAAUACAUUUUGUUACGCUUCCCUUUGUUCAAUGUAACGUUUCGUAGUCGUAAUAUUUGAUGUUUGAAGAGCCUGCUGCUCUCCCUGGGUCUAUCGAUCUUUCUGCCUUUGUAAUAGGUGUAUAAGCAGGAAAACUAGCUCAAUUCAUAAUCGAAUUAAGAUACUCUUUGUCCG